Tetrahymena thermophila SB210 is the source of this 522-nucleotide messenger RNA. RefSeq lists its product as hypothetical. Lineage: Eukaryota; Ciliophora; Oligohymenophorea; Hymenostomatida; Tetrahymenidae. The record is from RefSeq and is a predicted model, not a curated record. The transcript has a single exon.
AUGAAAGAAGAGAUAAGGAAAGAAUUUAAUUUUAAUUUAUCAUAAAUUUCUUAUCCAGAACUGGACAAAAUGAAAAAGGAGUGUUUGUUUAAAUAAAUACUUUUUUACACUACAAUUGAAAUUUCUUAGAUUAAUUCAGAGGAGGAAGCAGAGUGUUAAAAAUAGUUCUACAUAAAUAUAAAUUUAUUUAAAUUAAUGUAGAGUCUUAGCGUAUCUUUUUAAUUUUAUAAAAUAUCUGAUGGGACUAAGAUAUUUUUAUUUUUUACCAAGUAAACCAAGUAAAAAAGCUUUAACAAAAAAAUUCAAAUAGAUCUCAAAAGUUUAAGAAAGCGGGGAGAAAAGUACUUAAAAACAUAAUGCUGGAAUUAUUUUAUUAUCAUUAUCAAAAUAUUUUAGUUUUAGAAAAAUGAUUGUAGCUUACUGCAAAGACUUUUAAAAAGAAGAACAAGGAUCAAGCAACUGUAAAAAAUGUGUUAUAGUGGCAAAAAACAAAAUUAAUUUUUUGCAGAUAGCUCGCCUUGA